AUGAUUUGCACUAUAGUACCGAUUGUGGUGUACUGUGCCGUAAAAUUUUGCGGUAUACCACUGAAUGAUUACGGCUCACUGGCAAUGUCGCUAAUGAACUGGCAGCCUUGCCUCAACCCAAUGAUUUCGCUGUAUUUUGUGAAACCAUUUAGGAACGGAGUUUUACGUCUUUUCCGACCAGCCGCUGUUACAUCAUCUACAUUCGACAUGCCAACGGCCACAAAAAGCAAGAAUGUAAAUCGAAAAGCGAUCACCCUGGGCGCGCAAAUUAGCAUGGCAAAAAAUAUCCCACCUGUAUCUUAA
This is a messenger RNA of Gongylonema pulchrum, 303 nucleotides long. The record is from the annotation of a GenBank genome assembly. NCBI's taxonomy places the organism in Eukaryota, Metazoa, Nematoda, Chromadorea, Rhabditida, Gongylonematidae.